Molecule: messenger RNA, 2639 nt
Organism: Chara braunii
Lineage: Eukaryota; Viridiplantae; Streptophyta; Charophyceae; Charales; Characeae
Source: the annotation of a GenBank genome assembly
GGGCCAUGCUAAUCUUCUCUUCUGUGUGUCGUUCAAACUUUAACGGAUGUUCCAAAGGACUCGACGGAGGGAAAAUUCUGCACAUGGAGCAAUCGACUGCCAAUCAGGCAAUCCUAAGUCAACAAUGACGAUUGGUGGAAAGUUGACUACCAACGAUUGCAACGCGGCGCUUGGGCCUGCUGGAACUACUGGUGUCAUCAGUGAACAGGGAACAGUAAAAUGGGGUCCCUUGGUGUGGUUUCCGGGCCAACAAAGCAAGAUUCUCCCCUCCCAACAGACAGUGCACAGGUUGUACAACCACAUACUCCAGGGGCUUUAUCAAGGUCCCCAUCUCAGUACAGCUUCAGGAGUAGUCGGUCAUCGCAUACGAAGGAUAAUGCCGAAGCGGAGGAUGGGCGCAACAACACUGAAAAUGCCCCUAAGGCAACAGUGCCGGAGCAGCCAAUCAACAGCUUGGGGAGGCUAUGGGCGCGGAAUCCUUUCCAAAUGCCCUCUGAUGAGGAGAUCUUCAAAAUGCGGAUGGAGGAGAAAAGGCUGCACAAGGAAAGGCGAGAGGAAGUGAAGCGCAUAAGCGUCGAGGACAGAACAACUUUCACCUCUCGCAUGCAUAUGACCAUCGCUCCAGAAUCUAUCCUUCAGCUUAUGGGCGACCGCAGGGGGCAAUUUGACCCCCUGCCACCAACCAGCCUCACUGUGUCAGGAAUUCCGUAUGAACAUCGAAUCAGGGAGAAGGAAAGCAUGGCAGAGUUCAUUGAGAAGAAGAGGGAGAUCUUUCUCGUUCAAAUGAACCUGGACACGAAACGUGCCGAAAUCACCAAGCUGGAGGAGAGAGCUACACAAAGAGAUGAGGCCCUGCAAAAGAGUGAGGCUAUGCUAGAGGAGGAUGCCUUACGAUUUGAUGCAUUUUUGAAGGAGAAUGAUGAGAAGGUCCAAGAGGCGAUCAGGAAGGCAGAGCAUGAGACAAAGGCCAAACAGGAUAAGGUGGCAGAGAUAAAGAGGCUUACUGUUGCCAUCGCUGCAAUAAGGAGUGACCUCAACAAGUACGAGGAACAAUUAGAGGAUUGCCGGAAGUACAAAGAUUUCUUAGAUAAGUUGACCCCUGGACAGUGGUUCAAAGACCAGGAGGAUCUGCACAAUGCACGCAUAGAAGCAGUGAGAGCGAGGCUACGGGCAAAUGCUGAGGCUGCGCGACUGGCAUUAGCGGAAGCCGAUGCGGCAAAUCAAGCUGACGGAACGUGGCCAGCACACGGAGCGGUGCAGCUGUCAUCAUCGAAGACCUGGGGUCAGGGGCCUGCAGGAGGGACCCCUGGGAAGAAGUCAAUCGGGGGUGCAACCCUCCCGCCACUUCCACAACCCCCGGGACAGAGGGGUCAAGCUCAGAUCGGAAAUCAGUCAGGAAACCAGGCAGCAGGAGGAGGAGGAGGGGUACAGGUGGUGGGACAGCGCCCGAGUCAACCAGGGGGGCCAACUCAAGCAGCGGCUCCGAUAGGAGGGGGAGGGGGAGGCGGAGCGGUGCAAGCAACAGGACAACGACAGAGUCAACCAGCGGGUCAAAGUCAGCCAGCGGGAGUGCCCGCUGGACAGCGGCCGAACCAACCAGGAGCACAACAACAGCAGAGCCAACAACAGCAACAGGGUAGUGGGGGGCAGGGAACGGGUGAAGGGAUGACCAACACCGAGGGUGGCAAUGCUCCCAAUGUGGAAGGCUCCACACUGGAGGGGGGGGAUGACAUGGACGAAGUACUUAGAAUUGUUGCAGAGGAAGAAGAGGCAGCAGGAGGCACGCCGAUGCAUUUUCAGAAGCCGAGUCAGCUCCUGGAGAUCUUCUCACAGCUCGAGGAGCAAAACUUGUUUCUCAUUCAAAACUCCCAAGAGACAGAAGAAGCUUUAGAGGAGCUCAAGUCCAAGUUCAAAGACAUAAAGACGAAGAUGGAGGCGGAAUGUAAGACCUUACAAACUCAGGUUGAGACCUGGGAAAAUGCUGUGAGGAUGGAGGAGGAGAAAUGCAAAAUCUUGAAGGAUAAAGCAAGCAUGAACGCUGGCUACGGUGAACAUGCAACGCCACUGGAGGAGCUUGCCGUGAAGGUUACAGACGUGUACUUGCGCUGUGGGUUUGACAACGACGCCAGCGUCGGGCCCCUGCAGAUGCUCACAAACAUCGAGGCAAGGCUGGAAGAAUACCUGGCCAUUGUGGACACAAUGCCCUCUGAUUUUGUGGAGCAGAUGGAAAAAGCUAGGGAGAAGGAGAGGAGGCAUCGUGUACGCGAGGAGAAACUCGAAGCCCUGAGGCGAGAACAGGAGAGGCGCCUUCAGCGAAGUCUGGAGAGGGCCCAAGCUCCAGUGCAUAAGAAAACUGGGAAGACUAUUAUGUUCCGCUCACAACCAUUGCACAAGAAAAAGAAGGAUGAUGGAAGUGCGCAGAAGAAAACGGAUGACGAAGAGGAGUUAGCACAGUUUCUUGCACGCGAAGUAUAGAUAUAUACAUGAAUGUGUCUUUUGUCACGAGUCACAACAGGUUGAACUGCAUGGGUGAUUUAUCCGUGUCCUAGGUGAGAGUCGGUAGAGAUCCUAGUAGGCGGAAGAAAAGGCUGUGUUGACAUAUGGUUCCAGCUUCCAAGCAAUGAAUCCCUUGCCCAAGG